Molecule: messenger RNA, 936 nt
Organism: Aspergillus nidulans FGSC A4
Lineage: Eukaryota; Fungi; Ascomycota; Eurotiomycetes; Eurotiales; Aspergillaceae
Product: cupin domain-containing protein
Exons: 1
Coding region: 177-689 (170 amino acids)
Source: RefSeq, a predicted model, not a curated record
CAAACACACAUAAGAGGAGAUCAGCGUCCAUCACUCGUAUUGCAUCCAAGAAUCUCACUGUUCCUGAGAUUCCAUCGGCUCCAGUCGUUCACUACCACUAUCAUUACCACUGCCACUGCCGCGGCCAAUACUGCGCACGCUAUCACUACCGGUCCAGCCAAUAGGCCUCGCCCACAAUGUCCCUCAACGCGGGCCUCAGCGCCGCGCACACCGCACAAGACGUCAUCAGUGCGCUGAACCUGACCCCGCACCCAGAAAAAGGCUGGUAUAUCGAGACCUACCGCGACCCGCACAACUUCACCGAUACGUCCAACGGCACGAGUCGCAGCCGCUCGCCGUCGACAAACAUCUAUUAUCUCCUUGAGGGCGAGUCCGGGCUGUCGCACUGGCACCGGGUCCUCGAUGCGGUCGAAGUCUGGCACUACUAUGCGGGUGCGCCGUUGCAGCUUUCACUCUCGUGGGAUGACGGUAGCCCCGUCCGAGAUCUGGUGCUGGGCCCAGAUAUCUGGAACGGGCAGCGGCCGCAGAUCGUGGUCGAGCGCGGGGAGUGGCAGCAUGCCUUGAGUCUAGGCGACUGGACACUCGUGGGCUGCUCGGUAGCGCCGGCGUUUGAGUUUGAGGGGUUUGAGAUGGCGCAGCCUGGAUGGGAGCCCAAGGGCGCGGAGAAGAAGGAGGGAGAGAACGCGUGAUGUCGUCUGUUUAAACGGGUGCUGUAAAGAGUCUGCUCUGGAGUGAGGUGAGACGGAGUUGGCGACGUGUGGCGGGCUCCCUUGCAUGAUAGAUGGAGCGAGGGUCGGCCAUGAAUGACAUGGGAAGCUUUUCAACAAUACCCAUACCUUGUUUUGUUAUUUGUUUAAGACCAGACACGGUCGUUGAUAGAAUUCCUACAUGAAUGCAUAACUGCGCCGAUGACGAUAAUGACGAAUACGAUCAGGG